AUGAGCGUCAAACACCUGAAAUCUGCUGUCUUGACGGCGACGCCUGCUUCUUCGGAACGCGUAUCACAGAUCGUCCACGGCGUUAUUGAUGAUAUCCGGAGAAACGGCGACAAAGCAUUGCGGGCAUAUUCAGAAAAGUUCGACAAGUGGUCUCCCGCAUCCUUCAAACUAUCAGCAGAACAAAUCCAGGAUAGUAUCUCAAAAGUACCCAAGCAAACAAUCGAGGACAUCAAGCAAGCGCAAAGCAACGUCCGUCGUUUUGCGGAAGCGCAGCGGGCGAGCAUCAAGGAUUUCGAAGUCGAGAUCCAACCGGGCGUGUUUCUGGGCCAGAAGAACAACCCCAUCAUAUCUGCUGGGGCUUACAUCCCCGGCGGCCGCUAUCCUCUUCUCGCUUCAGCCCACAUGACCAUUCUCACAGCCAAAGUCGCCGGCGUCAAGAACGUCAUCGCCUGCACACCGCCCAUCGGCGGCGAGAUCCCGCACGCCACCGUCGCCGCCGCGCACCUCGCCGGUGCGGACGAGAUCUUCAUCGUCGGCGGCACGCAGGCCAUCGCCGCCAUGGCCAUCGGCACCGAGUCGGUGCGGAGAGUCGACUUCAUCGCCGGGCCGGGCAACGCCUUCGUGGCCGAGGCCAAGCGCCAGCUGUUCGGCGAGGUCGGAAUCGACCUGCUCGCGGGGCCGACGGAGGUCUUGAUCGUCGCGGACGAUGCGGCGGACGCGUUCACGGUGGCGACGGACUUGUUGUCGCAGGCGGAGCAUGGGCCCGAUACGCCGGCGAUACUCGUCACGACGAGUGAGGCGUUGGGCCGCGAGACGAUGGCGUAUGUUGAUGAGAUUCUGAAGAAGAUGCCUACGGCGGAUCUGGCUGGCACUUCGUGGAGGGAUUGGGGCGAGGUCGUGGUUGUUGAUUCGCUUGACAAGGCAUAUGAGGUUGCCGACAGCUAUGCCAGCGAGCAUGUGCAGAUUCUGACGCGGAAUCCGAGGGAGGCACUUGAGAAGAUGACUAAUUACGGGGCUUUGUUCUUGGGAGAUAAGACAUGCGUUUCAUAUGGAGACAAGUGCAUUGGCACCAACCAUGUCUUGCCAACACGGAAGGCGGGACGGUACACUGGUGGCCUAUGGGUUGGGAAAUACCUCAGGACUCAGACGUACCAGGAAGUCGUCGAUGAAAAGGCGAGCGGAGAACUCGGACGACUCUGUGGCAGGUGCGCUCGCGCGGAGAACUUCGAGGGGCACGCUAGAUCAGGGGAUCUCCGUGCCAGGAACUACCUUGGCGACUCGUAUUCUUGGAUUGAAGAUGCGAUGAAGUCUGGUGUGAGGUUGUAA
Lasiodiplodia theobromae is the source of this 1326-nucleotide messenger RNA. Its product is annotated as Histidinol dehydrogenase 1. Gene Ontology annotation, cellular component: cytoplasm. Gene Ontology annotation, biological process: L-histidine biosynthetic process. The record is from RefSeq and is a predicted model, not a curated record. The transcript has 3 exons. Gene Ontology annotation, molecular function: metal ion binding; NAD binding; histidinol dehydrogenase activity. The coding region runs from base 1 to 1326 and encodes 441 amino acids. NCBI's taxonomy places the organism in Eukaryota, Fungi, Ascomycota, Dothideomycetes, Botryosphaeriales, Botryosphaeriaceae.